Molecule: messenger RNA, 1251 nt
Organism: Alternaria viburni
Lineage: Eukaryota; Fungi; Ascomycota; Dothideomycetes; Pleosporales; Pleosporaceae
Exons: 3
Coding region: 1-1251 (416 amino acids)
Molecular function (GO): sarcosine oxidase activity; saccharopine oxidase activity; flavin adenine dinucleotide binding
Source: RefSeq, a predicted model, not a curated record
AUGAGCUCGCAGCCAUCAACCCUGAUCAUCGGGGCUGGAGUCUUCGGCGUCUCCACUGCCUACCACUUGAUCAAGAAGUACCCCGAAGCACAUAUACAACUGGUUGACCGAACACAGUACUCCUGCCCUCUCGCCGCAUCCUGGGAUUGGAACAAAGUUGUUCGCGCAGACUAUGGCGACAUCUUCUACAUGGAGAAGGCGUUGGAAGCCAUACAGCUGUGGCGAGAUGACCCACUCUUCAGUCGGUUUUACUACCAAAGCGGUAUGAUCAACAUCGACAAUACCGAACUGGGGAAAGAGAUGCUGCAAAACUAUGAGAAGCUUGGAGUUAAGGUUGAUGCGGAGAUGGCGAGCCCGGAGCGCUUCAAGAAGAUGUACGGUUCGUUCUACGAUCACACCGAUUUCUCUGAAGUCGGCGAAGUGUUCGUGAACAGAGACAGUGGGUGGGCUGAAGCUACCAAGGCUUUAACCGCUUACACGGACGCCGCGAUCGAGGCAGGAGUCAAGUAUACCGCAGCUGACAUCGAUGUAUUGACUUUCGGUACUGAUGGAGAAUGUACUGGAGUUCUAACGAAAGGUGGUGAAAACAUCACAGCAGAUCGCAUCAUCCUCGCUACUGGUGCAGGGACCGCCAAAUUGAUCGCCGACAGUGCUCCGAGCAGAGGCGAGCUACAAGUCGACGGGCGCCUGGUCGCUGGAGCAGUAGUCACUGGCAUCGUCAACCUAGACCCAAAGAAGGGGCAGCAGUAUACCGAGAUUCCAGUCACAGUACAUUCUGUCUUACCAACACGAGAUCCAUACACCGUCAAGUUCUGCAGAGACGAGGCUUAUAAGAACACCGUCAAACACGAGGCAUCGGGUCAAGAGUUCUCUUCCCCGCCGAACGAGCCCGGUCAAGCGCAGAGGCAGCCGAACGAAGCUCUUAAGCAGCGGCUUGAACUCGUCAAGAACGGCAUACUGGGUGAACCUGGGAAGAACGUCAAGUUUGACGAGUAUCGUGUGUGCUGGGAUGCAGUGACACCAAGCCAAGACUUCAUCAUCACGCCGCACCCGCAUUCUCAGAAUCUCUACCUCGCGACAGGCGGUUCUUUCCACGGAUGGAAAUUCAUGCCAACGAUCGGUCGCUACGUCGUGGAGAUGCUGGAUGGCACCCUAGACCCCGCUCUUGCCAAACGAUGGGCGUGGGAUCGUGAGAACGAAGGCGGCGCACAUGCUCACCUGCUCCCUACGAUUGAACUACGAGACUUGUGA